AUGCUGGCCAAGGGGUCCCAAGCUCUCCACGAUCACGUUGCGGCUUCAACACAACGCACUCUUGGCAAUCCACUCCCUCGGAUAGAAGUCACCUUCGAAAAUUUAUCCCUCUCGGCUGAUAUCGUCGUGAAAGACGCAACGCAACUCGAGACGGAGCUCCCCACGAUCUCCAACGUCGUCAAGAGCGCGCUGCUACGAGCGACCGCCAAGAAGCACGUGGUCAAGAAGCCGAUCCUCCGCAAUGUGACUGGCACGUUCAAGCCCGGUACCAUGACGCUCGUACUGGGGCAGCCUGGAUCGGGCAAGUCGGCGUUGAUGAAGGUUCUGAGCGGACGUUUCCCGAUAACCAGCAACAUCACGGUGGACGGGAAUGUGACGUACAGCGGUAAGGAGCAACAUGAGCUGAGGAAGAAACUACCGGAGUUUGUGUCGUACGUGGGUCAACACGACGUUCACUAUCCGACGCUCACGGUCAAGGAGACGCUUGAGUUUGCGCACGCCUGCAGCGGUGGAGUUCUGUCCAAGUUUGAUGAGGAGCAGAGCGUUCACGGGUCAUCUGAAGAGAACCAGACUGCGCUGGACGCGGUUCGAGCCCUGAACGAGCACCACUCGGACAUUGUCAUUCACCAAUUAGGUCUGGAGAACUGCCAGAACACCGUCCUGGGCGACGAAAUGUUGCGUGGAGUUUCCGGUGGCGAGCGCAAGCGCGUGACGACGGGCGAGAUGGCGUUCGGCAACAAGCUCGUGCUCAUGAUGGACGAGAUCAGCACGGGACUGGACAGCGCCACGACGUUCGACAUCAUUUCGACACAGCGCAGUCUGGCCAAAUCGUUCGGUAAAACCGUGGUGAUCUCUCUGUUGCAACCGCCACCCGAAGUGUUUGCUCUGUUUGACGACGUGAUGUUACUGAACGACGGGUAUGUCAUGCACCAUGGACCGCGGAGUGCGGUUUUGGGCUACUUUGAGGCUCUCGGCUUCAACUGCCCUCCGCAGCGCGACGUCGCCGACUUUUUAGUGGAUCUUGGGACCAGCAAGCAGCACCAAUAUGAGGUGAAGGUCGCUCCGAGAACAGCGGAUGAGUUUGCGAAGGCGUUCGAGAACUCGGAGAUCCAUGGAUGGAUGCUUACCGGAAUCCACGACGCGUUGAGUGCGUCCCGAGAGGUGCACACUUCGGAGCGUAUUGAAGCGAUGCCGGAGUUCAACCAGAGUUUCUGGAGCAGUGCUGGGACGCUCGCUCGACGCCAGCUAACGCUCCUUUCGCGCGAUCGAGUGCUUAUCGUCAGUCGGAUCGUGAUGUCACUCGCACUGGGGCUGCUGAACGCAAGCACAUUUUUCCAGUUCGACGAAGUCGACUCGCAGCUCGUUAUGGGCAUCGGAUACGUCGUCACUGGCUUUGUGAUGAUCGGCCAGUCCGCCCAAGUGCCGGCGUUUGUCGCCAUUCGAGACGUGUUCAAGAAGCAGCGCCGCGCAAACUUCUUCCGCACUUCGUCGUUUGUCCUGGCAACCUCGACGAGUCAAAUCCCGCUGGCCGUGGUCGAGACGUUGAUCUUUGGCUCCAUCAUGUACUGGAUGUGCGGCUUCGUCGCCUCGGCUCAAGGCUUCUUGCUGUUCGAGUUGCUGCUCUUUCUCACGAAUAUGGUCUUUGGCGCCUGGUUCUUCUUCUUAGCGGUGAUUUGCCCCGAUUUGAACGUGGCCAACGCUAUCUCGUUGCUCUCGGAUCUGCUGUUCUCCAUCUACUCAGGCUUCGUGAUCACCAAGGGCGAGAUUCCAGUGUACCUCUCCUGGAUCUAUUGGAUCAGUCCGCUGACGUGGGGCAUUCGCGCGAUUGCUGUCAAUCAGUACACGGAUACGGCGUUCGAUGUGUGCACUUACCGGGAUGUGAACUAUUGUGAGAGGUACGGGAUAACGAUGGGCGAGUACUCGCUGAGCUUGUUUGAUGUUCAGACGGAGAAGUACUGGCUGUGGCUUGGCCUCGUGUAUCUGGUCGCUGCGUAUGUGGUUUUCAUGGUUAUGGCGUUGUUCGUGCUGGAAUACUGGUGCGUAGAAAGCCCUCCAACCUUGACACUGAGCUCAAAGGACAACGCGGUCAAGGAAAACUACGUUCUGGCGCACACUCCGAAGACUGAUUCUUCACACUUUGGCUCGGACGUGAUGGAUCCGACGAACGCCAAGUCCAGCAUUGAUCUGCUCAAGGGUGUGAGUGGGUUUGCCCUACCAGGCACGAUCACUGCGCUGAUGGGGUCUUCCGGCGCUGGUAAGACGACGCUCAUGGACGUCAUCGCUGGACGGAAGACUGGGGGGACAAUCCGAGGCGACAUCAUGCUGAAUGGGUAUCCUGCCACGGAUCUCGCUAUUCGUCGAGCCACGGGCUACUGCGAGCAGAUGGACAUCCACUCCGACGCGUCAACGUUCCGUGAGGCGCUGAUGUUUAGUGCCUUCCUGCGCCAAGGUGCCGACGUGCCUGACAGCCAGAAGUACGACUCGGUGAACGAGUGCCUCGAGCUGCUGGACUUGCACCCGAUCGCCGACCAGAUCAUCCGCGGCAGCUCCACGGAGCAGAUGAAGCGCCUGACCAUCGGCGUGGAGCUGGCGGCGCAGCCCAGCGUGCUGUUCCUGGACGAGCCCACGAGCGGCUUAGACGCUCGAUCGGCCAAGCUCAUCAUGGACGGCGUGCGCAAGGUGGCGGACACGGGGCGCACCGUUGUGUGCACGAUCCACCAGCCGACCCGCGGUGGAGAGAUGGUCUUCUUUGGGGAUCUAGGCGAGAAGGCGACCAAGCUGGUCGAGUACUUCGAGUUCAUCGACGGUGUGGCGAAGCUGGAGAAAGACUACAACCCAGCGACGUGGAUGCUGGGGGUCAUCGGCGCAGGAGUGGGCAACGACAACGGCAACAAGACCGACUUCGUACACAUUUUCAAGUCAAGUGUCCAAGCUCAGCAACUCGAAGCGAACUUGGAGCGUGAGGGAGUGACUCGACCUUCGCCGAAUGUACCAGCACUCGUAUUUGGCAAGAAGCGCGCAGCCGGCAACCUGACGCAGGCCAAGUUCUUGAUCAAGCGCUUCUUCGACCUGUACUGGAGGACUGCGUCGUACAAUUUGACGCGCUUCAUCGUGGCGGUGGUGCUAGGCUUGAUUUUCGGCAUUACCUUCAUCGGCGAAGAAUUUUCCUCGUACCAGGGCGUCAACUCGGGGCUGGGCACGACGUACAUGACAACCUCCUUCAUCACGUACAUCACCUUUAAUGCCGUGUUACCGAUCACAUACCGAGAGAGGGCUUCAUACUACCGCGAGCGAUCGUGUGAAAGCUAUAGCACCUUUUGGUACUUCGUGGUGUCAACGCUGGUCGAGAUUCCGUACUGCUUUGGAGCGAGCUUGGUCUUUUUGGCCCUUUACUUCCCCAUGGUCGGCUUCACUGGGGUCUACGAGUUUUUCGCGUACUGGCUCAACCUAUCGGCACUUGUGUUGGUCCAAGCGUACUUCGGACAGCUCCUGGCCUACGCGCUCCCCAGCAUCGAAGUGGCGUCAGUCUUCACGGUUAUUAUCGGCUCCACAUGCACAUUGUUCACGGGCUUCAAUCCUCCAGCCGGAGCAAUCCCUAAGGGUUACCAGUGGCUACACCACCUCGUCCCGCACAAGCGAACGUUUGCCAGCUUGUCUGCAAUUGUCUUCGGUGGCUGCCCUAGCGAUGGCGACGGUAGUCAGCUUGGUUGCCAGCGCAUGUCGAACUCGCCACCAAGUUUACCCGAAGACUUCACUGUGAAGGAAUAUCUGGAGAGCGUUUUCGAGGUAAAGCACAGCGAGAUCUGGUCAAACUUUGCCAUUGUUGUAGUCUGGGUCGUCGCCCUUCGACUUCUAGCGCUAGCAGCGUUGCGCUUUAUCAACCACCAGAAGCGGUAA
Messenger RNA from Phytophthora sojae, 3897 nucleotides. RefSeq lists its product as hypothetical. The transcript is spliced from 3 exons. The record is from RefSeq and is a predicted model, not a curated record. Gene Ontology annotation, cellular component: membrane. Gene Ontology annotation, molecular function: ATP binding; ATP hydrolysis activity; ABC-type transporter activity. Bases 1 to 3897 code for a protein of 1298 amino acids. NCBI's taxonomy places the organism in Eukaryota, Oomycota, Peronosporomycetes, Peronosporales, Peronosporaceae. Gene Ontology annotation, biological process: transmembrane transport.